UGGAUGACUUGCAACCUGCUUCCAUUGUCGUUUCCGCGUCUAGUGCUGUAGAUGUCAGUUCUGAAACGGACGGACAGGAUCAGUUUGGUCUGUCAUCUAAUCCUACUCUGGAAGGUCACAUGAAAUCAGUAGAUGAAGUGGAACCUUCAAGUAGGACCGCACAGUUUUUAAGAGGAAAAGGCUUUGGAUGGUUGUUGGAAAUAGACGAAAGUACCGAUGACGAAGAUAAACCUUUGCUGGAAGAACUUGAUAUUGACAUAAAAGAUAUAUUCUAUAAGCUUCGCUGCAUCAUGUUCCCAAUGCGGUUCUUGGGAUUUAAGCGAGCAGUUGUCAAGGACAGACCUGACUUUUGGGGUCCACUACUGGUUGUGUUAUUAUAUGCUGUUGUGUCUCUGUAUGGCCAGUUCAAGGUUGUGUCAUGGAUUGUUACUAUUUGGUUUGUUGGUUCAUUCAUCAUUUUCUUACUUGCUAGAGUUCUUGGUGGAGAGGUUUCCUACACGCAGUGCCUUGGAGUUAUCGGAUACUCUGUUUUGCCACUCAUUGUUAUUGCUGCCGUUCUGCCGUUGGCAACGCACUUUCCACCCGUUUGCAGCUUCACUUUGAAGGUUGUUGGUGUCAUCUGGGCUGCGUACAGCGCUGCAAGCUUGCUGAUUGACGAAGCUCUCAGUAAAAAGGCGUCACUGUUACUGUAUCCUGUGUUUCUGUUGUACGUAUACUUUCUCUCGUUGUACACUGGCGCGUAGAACAAUGCACAAAUGUGAUACGUGGGAAGUAGUUACGUGUACAGUAGAUUUAAUUAGCAGCUUCACCACAGUCCAUACUGCUGUGAUACCCAUCAUCCAAGUAAUCAACAUGAAAAGUUUAUGAGUUUGAGUUGAGUGGACUAUAAAAGACGAGAAAAUAUAAUGCAAACGA
Molecule: messenger RNA, 915 nt
Organism: Corticium candelabrum
Lineage: Eukaryota; Metazoa; Porifera; Homoscleromorpha; Homosclerophorida; Plakinidae
Product: protein YIPF4-like
Exons: 5
Coding region: 120-743 (207 amino acids)
Biological process (GO): vesicle fusion with Golgi apparatus; endoplasmic reticulum to Golgi vesicle-mediated transport
Cellular component (GO): membrane; trans-Golgi network
Source: RefSeq, a predicted model, not a curated record